AUGGCCGAUGCAGGCAUGUUUGACUUUGGGCUGACGUUGCCCUUCGUUCUCAAUGCCUUGUUCUAUGCUCCAGUCUCGGAGGAGGUGGAAGAGCGCAACGCCAAACUGUUGCAGACGCUCUCGGAGGCCACAGACAUGUUGGCAGAAGCUGACGAGAUGCAGGUGCAGUACACGGCUGAAAUCAAGGAGGCCCGCGAGAAAGCCGCCAAGGAGUUGGCAGAUGCUCGCUCCAAGACUGAGUCUCUCAUCCAGUCCCAGAUGACAGCUGCAGCAGACGCACGUGAAAAGAAAGCUGCUGAGGUCAAGGUGAAGCUCACCGCAGAGAUGGAUUCGAAGAUUUCAGCCUCAGAGCCCGAGAUCAUCAAGAGGAAAGACAGCUUCGUGAAGGCGACUCUGGCGGGUGUUGGCCUGUAA
This is a messenger RNA of Symbiodinium pilosum, 414 nucleotides long. Lineage: Eukaryota; Dinophyceae; Suessiales; Symbiodiniaceae. The record is from the annotation of a GenBank genome assembly.